UUUCUGUCCUUGUUUCAUGCGUCUAGCAUGUCUGUGACCCACAAAGUGCUGAGAUGACAACUGACUGACAGCAAACUCCAACCUCUCGCUAAUUGAGAGGCAAACGAAGCUAACUUGCGUAAAGCUAAUAAGCUAACGACAUGGCUUACCCCUGGGCUCAUCAGUUUCGUCCGGCCGCCAUUUUAACAGCAGCCGUGGCAGGUUUCGGCAUACCUGGAGACAGUGGCAGCAACCCACGAGUUGCCUGCUCCUCAACAAAUUCAGCUCAUCAACUCUGCUCCAGGAUUGCUGAUGGAGGUCCACCCAAAUCCUGUGAGAGUCAUAAACCAGCUAAUUCCUCAAACCGUCUUGGCCCCCACGCUGCCGAAUUCCUCAUCAUUGACACGAAAGAAGAAAUUGGUCAAGGAUGACCGGCCCUAUAUUAAAAAGCCACUGAACGCCUUUUUGAUUUUUUUGAAGGAGCAUAGGGCUAGUGUAAAAACAUUUUUUAAGGACAAAGACAGUGCAACGGUGAAUAAAGUCCUGGGCCAGAUGUGGAAGUCACUGACACUGAUACAGAAGGAGAAAUACUUCCAGGAGUCAGACCGGUUAAAUGAGGAGCAUGUCAGGAAGUAUCCAGAAUGGUCGUGCCGGGAUAACUAUGGCAAAAAGAGGAAGAGGAAGUGGAGCAAUGUGGCAUCAUCCGCGGCCGUGGUGGAGGCCCCUCGCCAGGCCAACGCGAACAUCAGUCAACAAGACGUUUGUCCAUCGACAGACGGCGCAGGUCCAGUCGCUCUGCGAAGCGGGGGUCAUCCAGGAGGCCUCCCAACUGGAAUCCCUCUCAUCGCGAUUCCUACUGCCGUCGCGGUUCCCGCCGCCGUCACAUUGGAGGACGUGGAUGCGGCAGUGGCGUACUCGCUCCCGCUCAGCAUGGAGAUUGAGCUUGCAAAAAUGCUACAACAGCUGGACACACUCCCCCUCUGUGAGUGGCCAGACCUGCCCUUGGACCUAUCCUUUGACUGCUGAAGAACUCUAAGCAAAUAUAUGUAUAUAGGUGUUCUUUUUUUUCUAUAUCAGAUUUUUGUUUCUUUUUUAACUGCAAACAGAAAUCCAGCAGAAACUUUUUAUAACAAAUGUUUUUUUAAGACAAAAAUGUCACCGUGCAAACUGAAAUCCAGUAGUACCUUUUUACUAUAUAGUUUUUUUUUGUUUUUGUUUUUAUGAUGAAAAUGUCACCAUCAUUAAAUCCAGCACUACUUUUUUAUCAGAUUUGUGUUUAGUUUUUUAAUGACAAAAAUUUCAUCAGA
Molecule: messenger RNA, 1286 nt
Organism: Phycodurus eques (leafy seadragon)
Lineage: Eukaryota; Metazoa; Chordata; Actinopteri; Syngnathiformes; Syngnathidae
Product: transcription factor 7-like 1-B
Exons: 8
Coding region: 292-1005 (237 amino acids)
Biological process (GO): regulation of transcription by RNA polymerase II; canonical Wnt signaling pathway
Cellular component (GO): beta-catenin-TCF complex
Molecular function (GO): DNA-binding transcription factor activity, RNA polymerase II-specific; RNA polymerase II cis-regulatory region sequence-specific DNA binding
Source: RefSeq, a predicted model, not a curated record